AUGCUGUCUUCCAACGUCCUCAGUGUUGUCGCACUCCUUGCUGCUGCUGUAAAUGCAGGCCCCUGCCGCCCUUCGACAACUCUGGCUGGAACCACUACUAAGGUCGCCUCAACUGCAACUGUUAUUGACAGUACUACCGAUCUCACAUCAACUAUCAUCGAGAGCGCCACAGAGACUGAGACAACCGACAUUGCCACUACUACCACUACCACGGCCAUCGUUGAAGAGUCUACUACUACUACAGCCAUCGUUGAGGAGUCUACUACUACCACCGCUAUUAUUGAAGAGUCUACCACUACCGACAUUCCCACCACUACCACGGCAGUUGUUGAAGAAUCGACCACUACCGAGGCCGCAAGCACCACGACCACCGCUGCGGUCUACAACUAUUCUUGCUCUACGAGUGACGACUGUGUUGCCUACCCAGAUAUGUGUCUCGAUGGGCUGGUGAACUUAUGCAUUUGCUCGAACGCCGCUUGCGUGCCGGUCAACUAA
Molecule: messenger RNA, 495 nt
Organism: Fusarium musae
Lineage: Eukaryota; Fungi; Ascomycota; Sordariomycetes; Hypocreales; Nectriaceae
Exons: 1
Coding region: 1-495 (164 amino acids)
Source: RefSeq, a predicted model, not a curated record